Molecule: messenger RNA, 2681 nt
Organism: Synchiropus splendidus (mandarinfish)
Lineage: Eukaryota; Metazoa; Chordata; Actinopteri; Syngnathiformes; Callionymidae
Gene: ap4s1
Product: adaptor related protein complex 4 subunit sigma 1
Exons: 3
Coding region: 1635-2339 (234 amino acids)
Biological process (GO): vesicle-mediated transport; protein transport
Cellular component (GO): intracellular membrane-bounded organelle
Source: RefSeq, a predicted model, not a curated record
GAGAGACUCCUGACCACUGCCACGACGAGGACGCCGCACCGCAGUCACAUGACACCGCGCGGACCUCCGGUCUUUGUUUGGAAGUGUUGAAUCCAAACACACGUGUGCGACUCGCAGGUUCAUGUGAUGAACUCGAGUUUCCUCCCUUCUGCCGUGUCCUCAGGAAGCUGGUCAGCGCCUCUGCGCUGGUUCCGCUCGUCUGAGCUGGAGCCCAGAGGAGCCGGACCUGCGCUGCUCCGAGGAGGAGGCGGAUGACGGGGCCGUGAACGCGCGGGGCCGUGCUGGCGGCUCGCGCGUUAGCCGCUGUGGACCGGACUCGCUGCGCACCACUCGAGUUUGUUGACAUGACUCGAGCGCGAGCGUGUGUCGGGUGAGCGUGAGACAGGCGCAGAGCGACAGACAGGAGCGAGCCCGUGUUGUUGUUGUUGUUGGCGAUGCUAACGGCGCUAGCGGCUAACCUGGAGCUCGGCCCUCUCCACCUCCCAGUGCGCUCUCUCCACCUCGAACCGGGCCCACUCGUGCUGGAUGUAGUGCAGGAUGCCGGGGAUGGUAUAGUGCUGCUGCUGCUGCUGCUGCGGUGGCGGCGGCUGCUGCUGCGGCGGCGGCGGCCGCGGCAGCUCGUCCGGCGGCUGCGGGGCCGUGGCCGCGCCGUUGUUCCCCGGCUGCUGAGGCUGCCGAGGGGCGACCCCUCCUCCGCCGGACAGCUCGUCCAUGUUUUCUCCUCCUCAAUGGGGAAAGUGGAAGCCAAGUCCCCGGUGUUCCGUCUCCACUCCGAGCCUGUCGCGCGGGCUCCUCGGAGCACUGCGGUGCGAGCGGCUAACAGGAGCAGGGAGAGUCGGCGCAGUGUGUGGCGCUACCCGGCCGCCAUUACUGCCGCCUGUCCGUCCGUCUGUCUGUCGCGCGCUCGCUCGCUCACCCCUCCCUCCCCCCACUCACCCUCUCACUCACCUGUCGCUCGGCAGAAGCAACUUUUCACUCUUUGCCACCAAGGCGUCUCAAAAGGACCCGAUUCCGUCAGUAAAAGCAACAUGUUUUCUCCGAAGGGAAUCGCAGAAAAGUGUCAGUCGGAUGUUGUGAACGAGUUUGUUUGCUGCCAUUCCAAUGCUCAACCCAGUCGCCCCCCCCCCCCGUGAGGCCGCAGAUUUUCACCAAUUCAUCAGCUAAACCGUGAAAGCGGUUUUUCCGAAGCUCUUGAACGCAACACGCGGUGGGAGGCGAGUGUGCGCAUGCGCGGCUCGUGCAAGCCGCUGCUGGGAGCCGUGAGUCACAGCUUCGGAUUUAUCUUCUUCUUCAUCUUCUUUUACCGAGCGUUUUAAAGCCAAGUGUCAACUGUGAUUCGCACCGACUGUAGUUGGACCUGAUCCCGGGGAGAAAGUUACGCGUGACUCUGGAGGUCAGCUGUUAGCCGUGUUAGCUCGAUGCUAACGGUUGGAGAUGCACCGUGUGGCCUGUGGGGUUGAGCCGUUGUUUUGCGAAUGCGCGUGUUUUGUCCUCAGAUCCGCAUGUCUGGAUCCGAGCUUCGCCCAGACGCGCCGGACGUCCGUGGAUGUUGACCAGGAGCAGGAAGUGGUCAGUGGCAGCGGACGCGUGAACGCGCUCGGACCCGUGUCGCGCGCGCGUGUGUGUUGCAGGUGAUGAUCAAGUUCGUCAUCAUGGUGAACCGCCAGGGCCGAGUCCGGCUCUCCCGGUUCUAUCAGCAGGUGGACCGGAAGCGGCGCGCCGCCCUGGAGGCCGACGUGGUGCGGUGCUGUCUGAGCCGCCGGCGGGACCAGUGUUCCUUCGUAGAGUACAAGGACUUCCGGCUGGUCUAUCGCCAGUACGCUGCCCUCUUCAUCGUGGUGGGCGUGUCCGGCGGCGAGAACGAACUGGCCGUCUACGAGCUGCUCCACAACUUUGUGGAAGUUCUGGACAAGUACUUCAGCCGCGUGGUGAGUGUGAAGUGGCGCCGCCAUCGGGGCCCGUGCGUCUCACGACCGCGUCUCUUCCGCAGAGCGAACUGGACGUAUCCCUCUCUGCAGCCGCCCCACUGUCGAAGCCAGUGCGUCUCUCGUUCAGCCUCCUUAACUCCUCAAGCAGAUCAUGUUCAACCUGGACCGCGUCCACGUCAUCCUGGACGAGAUGAUCCAGAACGGGAAGGUGGUGGAGACCAACAAGAUCAACGUGCUGGCGCCGCUCGCUGCUCUGGACAAGAUGGCCGCCGACGGCUCGCAGUGAGCGAAGAGGAAGCGGUGUCACUGCCCUAUUUGCUUCUUCGUCCCGUUUUGCUUCCAGGUCUCAGGCUUAUGACGUCAUUUCCUGUUCGUAUGCGCACAUUGGUAUUUCAAGACGUCAUUUCCUGAGUAUAUGCUCAUAUUAACUGCGACCUCGGAGGCAAGAUAGGAAACUGCGUGCAAAUUGCACAGAAAGAUCCAAUUAUUUCAUCUGAAAUCUUGUUGAAAUAUCUGAAUUGUUGAAUACAAGUCAAAUGUAGUGAUAUAUAUAAAAUAAGGUUAAAAUACAGUUAAUGCGUCGGCGUAGUACUUUAGUCAUUCAAAUUCUGCUUCUCUUGAUGAAAUACCAGUGUGUAGUGAGGCGCGGCCUAAUGAUGUUGCUAAUUCUAUUCUAAUUUAUGUGUCAAGCAGCUGCACCCAUGUGCGCAUGUGGACAGGAAAUUACGUCAUGAAAUACAAUGUGCGCAUACG